Molecule: messenger RNA, 1454 nt
Organism: Medicago truncatula (barrel medic)
Lineage: Eukaryota; Viridiplantae; Streptophyta; Magnoliopsida; Fabales; Fabaceae
Exons: 5
Coding region: 206-1057 (283 amino acids)
Biological process (GO): male meiotic nuclear division; female meiotic nuclear division
Source: RefSeq, a predicted model, not a curated record
AAAAUAAAAUUAAAGUAGAUACUAAAUUUUCAGAAUCCCAAGAAACAUUCACUUUUAUAUAUCCUAAUCUUUGGCCUGGCAUUGACUGACUCCAACUAUACUAAACUCAUUCAAGUUUCCAUAUGCUUUUUCUAUUUUCUUCCAUAACUUGUACAUAAAUAGACCCCUCCUCAUCAUUUUUUGUCACACACACUGUACACACAAAAUGAAUGAUCUUCAUUCCCUAGCUUAUACUAAUAGCCUCACCUAUGGUUCUUCCCUAGGUUGGGAUUAUCACAAUCUUGGACUGCUCAAUUCAGACAAUAUGUCUUUAAUAUAUGAUAUGGCAGUUAUGGAUGCAAGUGCAGCUUCAUUUUCAACUCAAGAAUCUGAUUUCUCAACUGGUUAUCUAGAAGAUGCUUUGGUUGAGUUUGGUGAAAGUUCCAAACGUAGACGCUUGCUUACUGACGAUGAACAAAGCAAGAAUACUAUUUCCAUUGAUGAUUUUGACAAGUUCUGGAAUUUCAACCCUGUAUGGCACCAACCAGUGGAGAAUUUCUACUGCAUGGAUCAGAUAGAAAGGAUUUGUGGAUUUUCAGAUGAACAUAAUAGCACAUUGAGGAGUAGAAUCAUUGAGCAACCAAACAUUCUUCUAGAAGACACUAAAACAACAGAAGAGACAAUAUCAGCAUCUGAAUCUCCAAAUUCCUCCUCAUCUUCAUACAAAGAAUUAUUACCAUUAACAAUAUCCAAAACCAGUAGAGACACCCCACACGUAAGUCGUACAAGUGAUGAGGUGAUGAGAAAAAAGGUGGUGGUAAGGACAACAAGAGUGGUAUAUCCAUUUGCAUUAGUGAAGCCAGGAGGAGAAGAAGGUGAUGUGACAUUGAAUGACAUAAAUGAAAGGAUCUUAAUGCCUCCAACAAGGCCAGUAAGGCAUCCAGUUGGUGACUUUGCAUGUCGGCCAUGCGUAUCUGCACAAGGUCCAGGCCUUUCAGGCAAAGCAGUGGUGGCCCUUACUAGAAUCCACACUCAAGGAAGAAGAGGCACCAUCACUAUUAUCAGAACCAAAGGCUAAUUGCUAUAAUGUCACCAUCUAUGAAGUACGGAUACGGACACCAGACACGACACAGACACGCCGACACUGCUAAUAAUUUGAGAAAAUGACAUAAUAUAGUGUAAUUAUAUGUGUCGGUGUUGUGUCAGUGUCGAACAUGACAUGUGUCCGACACCGGGACAUGGCUAAUCGUGCUUCAUAGGUCACAAUUCACAGUGAUGAAUUUUGUUAUCAUGCAUGUUAUGGCUAAUUAGCUUUUACUACUUGUAUUCUAGCAGCUUUUAUGGCCUGAUUUGCUUUGUUUUCAUGUCCUGCUAAAUUGUAAAGAUCGAAAGCGAUGUGUAAUAUUUUUGUAUUCUAUCUCUAUAUACAUGACACCAUGUGUAUAAAAUAUAGUUUCAAUCUUGGUCACCUUCAA